Messenger RNA from Megachile rotundata (alfalfa leafcutting bee), 1071 nucleotides. RefSeq names its product Small ubiquitin like modifier (gene Sumo). Lineage: Eukaryota; Metazoa; Arthropoda; Insecta; Hymenoptera; Megachilidae. The record is from RefSeq and is a predicted model, not a curated record. Gene Ontology annotation, molecular function: protein binding.
CGCGUGUGUACCAAUAACUUUCUACAAUACUAUACCACUUGUGUAAGAUGGAAACGUUGUGAUUAUAGGUAUAAAGGUAGGAGCGGGAUUAUUGCGAGUUAUUCGUUUAUACGUUUAUUUAUAAACGUUUAGAGACCCUACAUUUAAACUGAUAAUUCAUUCGUGAAAAUUUUAUUGUUAAUCAGUGAUAACAUAAUAUAUUUGUGGUAAACUGUAAACAUGUCGGACGAAAAGAAGGAAACUAAAACAGAAUCAGAACACAUAAAUCUAAAAGUUCUGGGCCAGGAUAGUGCAGUGGUUCAAUUUAAAAUAAAAAAACACACACCACUAAGGAAAUUAAUGAAUGCCUACUGUGAUCGUGUGGGCUUGGCAAUAGCAGCAGUAAGGUUUAGAUUUGAUGGACAACCUAUAAAUGAAUUAGAUACCCCAACAACCCUUGAAAUGGAAGAAGGAGAUACAAUAGAAGUUUAUCAACAACAAACAGGAGGAGGAUUGUGUUGAGAUUUAAGAUUGUCCUUUAAUAGUUUGAAAAUGGACUUGAUAAAAAAUUUCUGUUCCAGUGCUUAUUGCAGAAAAGAGGCAUAAAUUAUUUUCUAUCUUUCCUCUCACGACAGAAUAUUUUAUUUCAUGAUAUAAUAUGGAAGAGUUGUUUACACUUUUUAUAUACAUAAAACUUAAUAUCUAAGUACAGUUCAGUCUUGUUCCUUUUAUUAAAAAGUAAUUUUUUACAUACAUAUAUUUUAUUGUUUAAUAUCAUAAAAUAAUAAUCUAAGAUUUUAGUGAUUUUUCAAACAAUAUUUUUACUCAAAGUAUUUCAUUAUCUUACUUUUGUCUGGAUAUAAUUAGUGGUAAUUUCUAUUAUUCUAAUAACAUAUUACAUUAGUUUACAAUAUGAAUUCGGCUGCAACAUUGUACAACAAACUUACUGCUACAUUAUUGUUAACAAUAUACAUUGUAAAUUGAGGCGUAUUAAUUGUCUCUUUAAUGUUUUUGCACUAUGUAAAAAAAGUCUACGUUAUACGAACACAUAUUGUUUACAUAAUAUUAUUACAAAAUUUUACAUGUAGUUAC